AUGGCCUUCGUGACUUACAUCCUGAUGUCUUCGCUCAUUGCCGGCCUCCACGGCAACUUCGAGCCUCAGAUCCUGGGCCUCACAUUCUCCAACGCCUUCGCCAUCAUCUGCCUCGAACUUGUUGUGCUGUGGCUGGGUCGCUACUUCCUCAAUAUCAGCUCCGAGAGCCAGAUCUACGAUCUGGUCGCGUACUCGGGAUACAAGUUUGUGGGUGUGAUUACGACAGUGGGCGUGAGUGCAGUGUUUAACGCAGGAAAGGGCACCGGUGGAUGGGUUGGGUGGGGUGUAUUUGGAUAUACCUUCAUGGCUAAUGCUUUCUUUUUGUUGCGGAGUCUGAAAUACGUCCUUCUCCCUUCCGACAACACACCCGGCAACCCGAGCAUGCAAACAAUUGCACGCGGACAGCGGAGUCGGAGGACGCAGUUCUUGUUCAUCUACAGCUAUGUCGUGCAGUUCGCAUUCAUGUGGUGGCUCACUGCGUUAGACAUGAGCGGAGCUGCUCUGAAGGUCAAGGGCGGCAAGUGA
Molecule: messenger RNA, 525 nt
Organism: Saxophila tyrrhenica
Lineage: Eukaryota; Fungi; Ascomycota; Dothideomycetes; Mycosphaerellales; Extremaceae
Product: Protein transport protein yif1
Exons: 2
Coding region: 1-525 (174 amino acids)
Biological process (GO): endoplasmic reticulum to Golgi vesicle-mediated transport
Cellular component (GO): endoplasmic reticulum membrane; endoplasmic reticulum-Golgi intermediate compartment; COPII-coated ER to Golgi transport vesicle
Source: RefSeq, a predicted model, not a curated record